CAGCUGGCUGGGCCCGCCUCGCAUCAGUGCAUCUCACUGGGCAGGCAAUAUGGGAUGGGAUUGUGAGAUGUGACAACAAUAUCUUUUUGUAUAUAACCUUGGUGCCGAGCCGUGUUGAUCGUCGUCUUUCUCACCAACCCACCUUCACGGCAAUUCCGCUCUUUUCUUUUUCCCACUGCCAAAUCCGUGCCUGGUGGAGGACUCGGAACCGUCAUAUAUAGAAUGGCUUCCCUGGCCCGCGCCGUGCUCCUUGCGAGCCUGCUUCCCUUCUCGCUGGUCUCUGCCCAGACCAUCGUCGUGGAUGGCGAAGUGCUGCCCGCCGAUGAGACCACUGUCGCGCCGGCUGCCGAGCUGAUCGACGGGACCGAUGGUCCCACCAGCUUUCAGCUGACCGAUGCCGUCCUGGCGAACCUCACCGACUUGGAGCUCAGCAACAUCGACCUCUUUGCCUUCGACGACGAGAGUGACGCGUCUGCGAAGCGCUUCGCCUCGCCCCGGUGCAAGACCUUCCCCGGCGAUGCGCUGUGGCCCUCCUCCCUGGUCUGGACUGUCCUGGACCUGUUGACCGGGGGCGCCGUCAUCAAGACCGUUCCCAUUGGCGCCGUCUGCUACCCGAACAACGAGCAUUACGAUGCUGCCAAAUGCCAGGACCUCCUUGACCACUGGACCGAGUCGGCCACCCACGUCCGUGACCCCACGUCGGUCAUGUCCCCCCUUUACCAGGGCCAGACCUGCCUCCCGCAGAAGGGCAACACGAGCACCUGCGAGCUCGGCGGCUCCCCCUCGUACGCCGUCAAGAUCUCCAAUGUAGCCCAGAUCCAGCUCGCCAUCAACUUCGCCCGCAGCCUCAACCUCCGCCUCGUCGUCCACAACACCGGCCACGACUUCCUUGGCAAGUCCACCGGCGCCGGUGCCCUGUCCAUCUGGACCCACAACCUCAAGAAGAUCGACUUCGUCAAGCACUACAAGACCAAGUCGUACUGCGGCUCCGCCCUCAAGCUGGGCGCCGGCGUCCAGGUCGGCGAGCUGUACGCCGCCGCUAACCAGUACGGUGUUACCGCCGUGGGCGGCGAGUGCAAGGGCGUCGGCGUCACGGGCGGCUACAUCGCCGGUGGCGGCCACUCGCCGCUGACCUCCAAGUUCGGCAUGGCAUCGGACCAGGUCCUCAGCAUCGACGUGGUGCUGCCCAACGGCCGCUUCGUCACGGCCACCGAGGAGCAGAACGAGGACCUCUUCUGGGCUCUCCGCGGCGGCGGCGGCGGGACCUUCGGCGUCGUCGUCGGCAUGACCGUCAAGGCGUACCCCAAGAUGAACUUCGCCGGCGUCACGUGGACCGUCAUGACCGGGCCUGGCACCAACAUCACCGACGAUAUCUACUGGGCUGCCAUGGAGACCUACUGGCGCCGAUUCCCCGAGUACGCCGACGAGGACAGCUACGGCUACUCGAGCAUGUUCCCCCUCGGCCCGCAGGGCUCCGGGUACAUCUGGAACAUGCUUCCCUGGAUGGUUCCCGGCAUCUCGCUGACCAAGUUCAAGGCCAUGCUCGCGCCGCUGUUCGAGGACUGGGCGGCCAUUGGCUUCAGCGUCGACCCAGUCUUCUUCGAGCACGACAACUUCUACGACGCCUGGACGAGCCACUUCCCCGUCGAGGCGGUCGGCAACACAAACCUGCACACCGCCUCUCGCCUGUUCCCGCGCGCCAACUGGGAGUCUGAGGAGCUCCUGGUCGAGACCAUGGCGGCCCUCCGCAGCGUCGUCGAUGAAGGCUCCGCGCUGAUCCAGUACAACAUGAACGGUGCCAAGAUGCGCAACACCCCCGACAGCGCCGUCAACCCCGCGUGGCGCGAGGCCGUCAUGUUCGGCAUCUUCGGCGGCGCCUGGGACGACGGCACCCCCCUCGCCGAGGUCGAGGCCAUCAACAAGAAGAUCACGCACGACUGGAUGGGGCGCCUGCGCCAGGUCACCCCCGGCAGCGGCGGCUACCUCAACGAGGGCGACGUCAUGGAGCCCAACUUCCAGCAGGCCUUCUACGGCACCAACUACGACCGCCUCCUGAGCAUCAAGAAGCAGGUCGACCCCCGCGACGUCUUCUGGGCUCCGACCGCCGUCGGCAGCGAGGGCUGGUACGUCACCGACCAGUGGGACUGGCUGACCCUGGAAACUGGCCGUCUGUGCCGGAAGGAGUAAGAGAAUCCGGAGGAGUUGUAUAUAUAUAUAGAGAGUACCAAGGUCCAACCUCGAGACGGGCUCUACGCCGCACCCACCGGGCAAGCCAUAUCAUAGAUUAUUUUCAAGCAGGGCCUAGCCACUCAUUCAACAACAAGUACACUGUUUUCAUAUCCUCCC
Molecule: messenger RNA, 2346 nt
Organism: Phialemonium atrogriseum
Lineage: Eukaryota; Fungi; Ascomycota; Sordariomycetes; Cephalothecales; Cephalothecaceae
Product: putative restculine oxidase
Exons: 3
Coding region: 223-2187 (654 amino acids)
Molecular function (GO): oxidoreductase activity; FAD binding
Source: RefSeq, a predicted model, not a curated record